UGAUCUCCCACCUAAUCCCAGCGAUAAUUGCCUUCUGCUCAUUCAUGCAAAACAAAUCGUCAGUCCCCCGAGAAACGGCCGCGGCGGUGCAUGAAUUGCGCAAUGGAACCGGCCGCAUCAUCGACGACACGUACUCGCCGAGAGUCCAGGGUUUGCUGUAGAGGCCUAGGAAGCGAGUCCGCAGGGACUAUUGGGUAGAGAAGCACAAUUAUUUCCAUCCAAUUACUUCUUCCAGAUCCCAAUCCGAUGGCUGUGCUGUGGUCUGUCGUUGCUUCGUUGCUGGGUCGCUGGGCCAGUGCCGAUCAACCCGGCCGACGUCAUCGCCUACCACAGUACAGCACGUCUCCAUAAAACUUUCGAUAGUUCAGACAGCCGCGCGUUACGGUACCAGAAGACCCAGCCCAGCCGUCUUCAUUCUCUCUCUAUCGGUUCUUGUCCAUUCUUCUUCUCUUUCGCCAUUGUGUUCCUCUCUCUCGCCAUUCACGAUGCGGAUCUUCAACCGCCGGAGACGCUCAAACGACGCAUCCUCAACAACAUCCCCUACCGUGACUCCUGACCUCUCGAAAGCACAGCUCAAACGUGCAACGCGGACACGCAAAAUCUUCGCUCUCCUCACCUCGUUCUUCCUCUUCUUGACCGUCAUCUUCCUCAUCCUCGUCGAACUCGGCGGUACCUACAACAAACCAGCCAUCAAGAAUUGGUAUUUCCUCAAGAUCGAUGUCAGCCAUAUCAUCCCCGCUUCGGUGCCCAAUUUCUCUCUGAUCAAUACCAUUGCGCAAACACUGGGAUUGCACGACUUCUAUCAGGUCGGGUUAUGGGGCUUCUGCGAGGGCUAUCUGAACGAGGGUGUGACAUAUUGCUCGCCUCCAAAGACGCUGUAUUGGUUCAAUCCCAUACAGAUUCUCAGCAACGAGUUGUUGGCCGGGGCAUCAAUCAACCUGCCGGCCAAUAUCAAUGACAUCCUCGACCUCAUCAAGCUGGUGUCACAAGUCAUGUUCGGCCUCUUUUUGACCUCCGCCUGCCUCUCCUUCAUCCUCAUGUUCCUUAUGCCUAUCAGCGUCUUCUCUCGCUGGUGGACCCUUCCAAUCGCCAUCCUCGCGCUGCUCAACGCCAUAUUCGUCACCGUCGCGUCCGUCAUAGCAACCGUCAUGUUCGUCAUCUUCCGCAAUGUUAUCGCCGGCGUGGCGGAAAUAAACAUCAGCGCCAAAAUUGGGUCAUACUUGUUUGGCUUCAUGUGGACGGCUAGUGCGUUUGCCAUCUUCGCAUGCCUCAUUCAAACAGGUUUGUGCUGCUGCUGCGCCAGCAGAAGAGAUGUCCGCACCGGCAGGAAGAAGGGCAAUGAGAAGGCAUACCAUACGAAUGGUCGUGACGGGGUGGUUGCAAAUGGAGAGGCUAAUGGCGUACAGGAGAAGUCUGCCGGGAGACGAAGGUUCAGAUUCGGAAAACGGAGCGUCUGAAUUGGCGUUUGAGGUGUUUACAAUUGCAUCCAUCGCAUUCCUCGGGCGCGUGGGCCUCAACGUCCACGCCGGCGAGCAGAGAAAGGUGAUCAGACGGUAUAUGGGUUUUUGAGUUGGUUCAAUCUGCAUUGCGACGGUUCUGGGUGUUUUUUUGCGAAUCGCAUGAACGGACAUCAAGAAAGCACUUCCUAUUUCUAACCGACAAUGAACUUCGAUCAUCAACUCAACGCUAUAUUUCGUGUCGGGGAUGACGUCACCG
This is a messenger RNA of Trematosphaeria pertusa, 1716 nucleotides long. RefSeq lists its product as uncharacterized. Bases 486 to 1457 code for a protein of 323 amino acids. The record is from RefSeq and is a predicted model, not a curated record. Gene Ontology annotation, cellular component: cell cortex of cell tip; plasma membrane. Gene Ontology annotation, biological process: fungal-type cell wall organization. The transcript is spliced from 2 exons. NCBI's taxonomy places the organism in Eukaryota, Fungi, Ascomycota, Dothideomycetes, Pleosporales, Trematosphaeriaceae.